AUGGCGUCGGUGGCGGCUUGGCUGCCGUUUGCCCGAGCCGCCGCCAUCGGGUGGGUACCAAUCGCCCGCCAGCCCAUGCCGAAGCCGCCGCUAGCGAUUCAGGCCAAGGACCUGGCGGUCGACCACGUGUCCGACGAAAAACUCAUCAUCAACAUAUCUGGAAGACGGUUCGAGACCUGGCGCAACACACUCGAGAAGUUCCCCGAGACCUUGUUGGGCUCGAACGAGAAGGAGUUCUUCUACGACGAGGAGACGGGCGAGUACUUCUUCGACAGGGACCCUGGUGAGUGCACUGUAAUGUUAUUGACCUGUCUGUUUCAGAUCUGUUUCGUCACGUCCUCACUUUUUACCGGACCGGAAAGCUUCACGUAAGUGAUUUACAGUGACGUAGAGUUCUCUCGGAAUCUUUCUAGACUAAAAAUAACGUUAACAAUGUCAAUUCUAGACAAAGUGAUUGUAGUUUUAAGUGUAGAUGGCGCUCAAGAUCUUUGUAUCUUUUUGUAAGAAGCAUCUGUAAAUCUCAAAAACAGAAGAACACUACAUUCCUUUGCAAUAUGAAUAUUUCAGUACCCCAAACACGAAUGUUUGAUGGCCUACGACGAGGAGCUGGCCUUCUUCGGCAUCAUGCCCGACCUGAUCAGCGACUGCUGCUACGAAGACUACAAGGACCGUAAGCGCGAGAAUCAGGAGCGGCUCAUGGAAGAGACGUUGGAGGUGCCAGAGAAGGCCAAGGGGAAGCAGACCUUCCAGCAACAGAUGUGGGCCGCCUUCGAGAAUCCUCAGACGUCGUCGGUGGCACUGGUGUUCUACUAUGUAACGGGUUUCUUCAUCGCAGUAUCAGUGCUGUGUAAUAUAAUCGAGACGAUCCCUUGUCAGUACUUUGACAAUGAGGAGAGUAUCACAUGUGGCGACAUGUACGAGCGACAGUUCUUCGUGCUGGAUACCGCGUGUGUCAUCAUAUUCACGAUAGAGUACUUGCUGCGAUUGUUUGCGGCGCCUGAUCGGCUAAAGUUUAUGCGGUAAGGUUGUGUUUAGUUUAGAAAAGUUGAAUUUAUUAAAACAUUUUGCAAGCUAUGCUACUAUGAAGUAGAAGAAAAUAGUAAAAAUAACUAUCUUUACUGAGUAAAUUAAAUUCCAGAUCAAUUAUGUCAGUAAUAGAUGUAGUAGCAAUUUUGCCGUACUACGUUGGACUAGGGCUACAGGACAAUAAAGAUAUCAGUGGUGCAUUUGUCACACUUAGAGUUUUCGUAAGUUUUCAUCCUUCCUUUUGUGGUAUCUUACUCUUAUCAUAGUGAUUUCCACUAACAUCUACCGCCGUAAUGGCAAGCAUCGCUAUUACAUACAUUAAUAUCAUAACAUAUUUUUAACCUUACAAAUACAUUAUUUAAAAUUUUACUUUGCAUACUACAACGUUUUCACUUUCAGCGGGUGUUUCGUAUAUUUAAAUUUUCUCGUCAUUCUCAAGGACUUCGUAUUCUGGGUUACACGCUCAAAUCCUGUGCUUCCGAGCUGGGCUUCUUGGUGUUUUCCUUGGCCAUGGCCAUAAUCAUCUUCGCCACCAUCAUGUACUACGCGGAAAAGAAGGUGUCCAACACCAAGUUCACCUCCAUCCCCGCCGCCUUCUGGUACACCAUCGUCACGCUGACGACGCUCGGCUACGGUGAUGUGACGCCGCAGACGAUAACGGGCAAGAUAGUUGGAGGUAUAUGUUCGCUGAGUGGUGUGUUGGUAAUCGCCCUGCCGGUGCCUGUCAUCGUCAGCAACUUCUCCCGCAUCUACCAUCAGAAUCAGCGGGCAGACAAAAGGAAAGCUCAAAAGGUAAGCCGGCUGUCACAAAGCCUGUUACUCACAUUGAUGGCCAUGUUAUGAAAGUUACACAGACCACGUGUGACAGUUAGAAAGAGUAGUUGUUAUUCAAAAUAGAACAUUUAAAUUUUAUGUCUGGUCAAAAGUAAACAGAAAAAUCAUGUUUACUAGAACCUAUGGUAUAAUUGUGUUGAUUGCAGAAGGCACGGCUAGCCAGGAUACGAGUAGUGAAAAACGCUAGCGGCCAAGCCUUGUUCUCGAAGAAAAAGGCACACGAGGCCAGGAUGCAAGCCUUCGAACAAGGUACCCUGCCAAUCGAGGCACUUAAAGACGAAGAUAUAUUCGAAAUACAACACCAUCACUUGCUACAGUGUUUAGAGCGGGCUACAGUAAGUUGGGUUACUAUCUUUUGCUAAAAUACCUUCAAAUCACUAUUUAAAGGUUUUCAAUUUUUUGAGCUAAAAACUGAUUUAAUGCGGCUUUUAUUAUCAAUCUGUAUACCAUCAGUUGUGAAAUUAUUCAGUUCUUUUUCUCGGUUGAAAAUAGCAUUUUUGAUUUUGUGCCAAAACAUACGAAUAGUGUCAUUCUAAAACACUUAAAAUCUUGUGCAUAUUAAUACCGGUCGCUUAGGAACGAGAAUACAACGAGACCGAGAUCGAUUACGACUACGCCCAGCAGAACACUCCGCCACCGUUCACGUCGCUGGCUUCGGUCCGCUCGCAGGGCAAGAAGUCGGGCGAAGGGUCCAGAAUCAGCUUCUGCUGCGUCCGAAGUCAGCAGAAGAGCGACAACGACGACGCCAGCUCCAAAGGCCGUAGCCAUCGUCAGACGACGAUCAGCGAAUCCUCGAAUCUGGAGGAGAAUCUGGUGCUGCAUCAGAACAACUCUCGCCACUACGACAACGAAGGCAAGCAUCUGGACAACGCCAUGAGCAGCGUCUAA
Molecule: messenger RNA, 2748 nt
Organism: Bursaphelenchus okinawaensis
Lineage: Eukaryota; Metazoa; Nematoda; Chromadorea; Rhabditida; Aphelenchoididae
Source: the annotation of a GenBank genome assembly